UGGCGGCGGUGUGGUGGAGGAAGCUGCUGGUUUUGAGGCCAUGGAAGAAGACCAUCAAGAUCUAUGGCUGGAUAGGGAUCAAGAUGAUCUUCUUGAUGUGAAUGAUGCUUCCAUCUUCUACGACGAUUUUCCGCCGCUGCCGGAUUUCCCUUGCAUGUCGUCAUCUUCGUCGUCUUCGUCGACUCCGGCGGCGUCCAGGCCCACCGCCGUGACAUCUACGUCCUCCUCCGCCACCUCCUCCUCGCCGGCGGCUUCCUGGCCGAUGAUGAAGUCUGACGGCGACGAGUUCAAGGAUUGUUGCGAGGCGGUGAAAAUGGAGCCCGCCGCCUUGUCCUCCACCGCCUCCAUGGAUAUCCCUCCGCCGCCGCCGCCGGCGGAUCACGACGGCCUUUGCGACGUGGACUGCAUCAACGUGAUGGAGAAUUUCGGGUACAUGGAUCUGAUCGACAGUAACGAAAUCUGGGACCCGUCCUCCAUUUUCCAGAGCGAGAACCCACAGGACUUCCUUGCGGACGACCAACACGCCGCCGCGCAGGCGGCGGCGCCGCCGCCUCCGCCGCAGAACAUGGACUGCCAGGAUCAAGAGAACGACUCCUUCAGCAGCUUCCUGGAGGGGAACAGCGAGCUCGCCUUCAUCUUCUUCGAAUGGCUGAAGCAAAACAGGGAUUACAUCUCAGCAGAAGACAUGCGAAACAUCAAGCUGAAACGAUCCACCAUUGAAAACGCUUCUAAGCGUUUGGGAAGCAACAAAGAAGGCAAGAAGCAGCUCCUGAAACUCAUCCUCGAGUGGGUUGAAAACUACCAGCUUCAGAAAAAACCGCCGCCGAUCACAGCCGAAGGCGGUGGUGGCCCCCAAUCUCCAAACCCUAACCCCAAUUUCAAUUACACCCCACUCCCUCAAGAUCCCAACACCUGCUUCCCUGCCCCCACCUGGAUGCCGCCGCCGCCACAGCCAGAUCAGGUCUCCUCAAUGAUGGCGGCGCCGCCGUUCUCCGGCCAACAUAUGGCCGGAUAUUCCGGCGAUCCAUACUCGAACCAAAUUCCAAUGGUCCCUAUGCACCACCAAGUAGUCAACGGAAUCGCGUACCAGCACUCGCCGGAAUAUGCUCAAUCCUGGCCGAUUUCCCCAUACCCGAUGCCGCCGCCGCCGCCACAUCAUCAAUUCAGUCCUUAUCCCGACAGUAACGGCCAUGUGAUGACUCAUCACCAUCACCAGCAUCAUCAUCAUCACCAACAGACGGUGUACGGAAAUCCGUACCAGGUUUACGACCCGAACGGGGAGAGGCUGAUGAGAUUGGGCUCUUCUGCAACUAAAGAGGCCCGAAAGAAACGAAUGGCCCGCCAAAAGAAGAUGUACUCCCACCACCACCGCCACAGCAGCAACUCCGGUCAAAAUCAGAGUCAAUUGAACGACGCCGAUGUGGUCGGCGAUGGCGGCGAUGAGGGUGAUAAUUGGUACUGGUCCGGUGGCGGUGGCGGUGGCGAUGCUUCUUCUCCGACCAAUGCGAACGCUCCACCUGGCGAUGAUUCGCACACGCCGUCCGGCGAUCGACCCUCGAAGCAGCCUCAAACUAAUCAGAAGCAGGGUUCGGAUAAGCGACAACAGGGGUGGAAAUCGGAAAAGAACUUGAAGUUUUUGCUGCAGAAAGUGUUGAAGCAAAGUGAUGUUGGUAAUUUGGGAAGGAUUGUUCUGCCAAAAAAAGAGGCUGAAAGCCAUCUCCCGGAACUGGAAACGAGAGACGGGAUGACCAUUGCCAUGGAAGACAUUGGAAGUUCUCGUGUCUGGAAUAUGCGUUACAGGUUUUGGCCUAAUAACAAGAGUCGAAUGUACCUUCUUGAGAACACAGGUGAUUUUGUGAGAGUCAAUGGACUCCAAGAGGGAGAUUUUAUAGUGAUCUACUCCGACACAAAAUGUGGCAAAUAUAUGAUACGAGGAGUAAAAGUUCGACAGCCAGGGGCAAAAAUGGAAGGCAAGAAGCCAGCAAGGAGAAACAUGCGCAACAUGUCCUUUGGUGGCAAUAGUUCUUCACUUAUGCCUAUCAAACAAGCUGCCCGUUGAAGGGGAGGUACAAA
Erythranthe guttata (spotted monkey flower) is the source of this 2073-nucleotide messenger RNA. It is a transcript of the gene ABI3, whose product is annotated as AP2/B3-like transcriptional factor family protein. The record is from RefSeq and is a predicted model, not a curated record. Gene Ontology annotation, molecular function: DNA binding; DNA-binding transcription factor activity. NCBI's taxonomy places the organism in Eukaryota, Viridiplantae, Streptophyta, Magnoliopsida, Lamiales, Phrymaceae.